AUGAAGUUCACCGAUAUACUCGCCCUAAGAGCCAUCUAUACCCUAAAACUUCCUCAGCUCGUGCCACUGGAGGGAACCUUUACAUACGAACAGCUCGCGGAAGCCGUAAAGGUCAACGAACUCAUCCUCCGUCGCUUUGUCCGUUAUGCCAUAACUAUCGGUCUCUUCACAGAGCCUGAGCCGAACCAGGUGGCACAUUCUGCUGCAUCUCGACACCUUGUCGAAGUUCCUGCUGCUUUCGAUGCUUUGGGAAUGAGCAUUGAGGAGCUGGCUCCAGCCUCACAGAGGGCUAUUGAGGCACUGCAGCGGUAUCCACAGGCGACGGAGCCUAAUGAGACAGGUUACAAUAUCGCCCACAGUACAGACCUGCCUUUCUACAGAGCCUUGGCUCAGCAACCGGAACGUGCGCGACGUUUCGGCGCUGGAAUGAGGUAUUUUACCGACCGCGAUAACUAUGACCUGCGUCAUCUCGUUGCAGCUUUCCCAUGGCAUGAUUUCGAUAGAUCAGACUUCACAGUUGUGGAUGUUGGAGGUGGCCAAGGCGGCGUCAGUAAAAAGCUUGCUUCCGUCACUGAGCACAUGCACUUCAUCGUUCAAGAUCUAGAGGGAACCAUCAAGGACGGAAUCGAUGUACUUCCGGCAGAGCUUAAAGGAAGAGUCAAGUUCAUGGGCCACGACUUCUUCACUCCACAAAAGGCUACUGGAGAUGUUUACCUCUUCCGUUGGAUAUUCCACAAUUGGAGCGACAAAUACUGUCAAGACAUUCUGCGCAAUCUCAUCCCAGCGCUGAAGCACGGAGCCCGGGUUCUGCUGUAUGAGGAUGAACGAGGAGAUGCUCCAGAGACUAGGAUGAGUAGGAGAGACGUAAAGUAA
Messenger RNA from Didymosphaeria variabile, 873 nucleotides. RefSeq lists its product as uncharacterized. The transcript is spliced from 2 exons. NCBI's taxonomy places the organism in Eukaryota, Fungi, Ascomycota, Dothideomycetes, Pleosporales, Didymosphaeriaceae. Bases 1 to 873 code for a protein of 290 amino acids. The record is from RefSeq and is a predicted model, not a curated record. Gene Ontology annotation, molecular function: O-methyltransferase activity.